This is a messenger RNA of Elgaria multicarinata webbii, 1169 nucleotides long. RefSeq names its product transmembrane protein 80 (gene TMEM80). Gene Ontology annotation, cellular component: ciliary transition zone. The transcript has 5 exons. NCBI's taxonomy places the organism in Eukaryota, Metazoa, Chordata, Lepidosauria, Squamata, Anguidae. The record is from RefSeq and is a predicted model, not a curated record. Gene Ontology annotation, biological process: non-motile cilium assembly. The coding region runs from base 352 to 780 and encodes 142 amino acids.
GCGAUCUAGAACUGGGCCGAAAUCUCGCGAAGGUGCCCGAACAGGUCUAGGUUACCCAUGGCGUCUCAAAGCGACGACCUCCGGCGCUUGCCGAAGAGGCCCGAGUCCUUUCGGCUGUGACCGAACCUAGGGGAAGGGCCGAACAGCGACGAAAGCUUGCACAAUCCCGCCCCUCGCAAACCAGCCCGAACAGCUCCGAGGGAACCAGCAACGAAGUCGCUCGUGCGGUCCCGCCUAGCGCGAAAACCAACGGACGGCAAUUUGUUAAGGCUCGCGAAGCGCCGAGCGAGGCUGCGCAAGGACUGUCGGGAUGCUGGGGAGGAAUUGAGGCGGGGCGGGGCGUGAGGGAAUAUGGCGGCCGUCAAGCGAGGAAGAACAUCAUCUGUUUUAUCAUCUGUUCCCUUACAGAUUCUUUUCUAUUUGAAUGGGGUUUAUUAUAUGUUUUAUUUCUUGGCAACCUUGCUGAUGAUUAUUUAUAAAAGUCAAGUUUUCACUUACCCAGAUAAUUACUUGACGCUUGAUCUUAUAUUGCUGUUCAUUAUGGCAAUUCUAGAAGCAAUCCGACUAUACUUUGGCACUAAAGGGAAUUUGAUAGAAGAAGAGGCUCCCCUGGGGAUCAGUCUUGUGAUCACUGCUGGCAGCGUAAUUCUUUCUGUCUACUUUCUGGCAUGGCAAACAUAUGUCCUCAGAGCAGAUGUUGUUAUUAAUGUUGUGUUGCUUGUUACAUAUGGACUUGAAGGAAUUCUACAAAUCAUAGCCAUUGCUGCAUUUGUCAGCUAAUUCAUGUUGCUGACAGGGGUACAUCUGUCUUCUGUAUUAUCUUCAAAAAGCAUUCAUUUUAAACUACAGUGGUGGCCAAAAUUGUGGACACUUUUUGAAAUUUUCAUGUUUUGCAACUUUGCAUGUUUAUAGAAAAUGUUCUGUUUCACGAAAUGCAAAUGUUUAUAUAUCAAUUGAAAGACCUCAUUCACGUAAUACAACAAUCCUGCUUCUUUUCCUGGGUGUCCAAUCAACUCUUUUCUUUGGUGCCAUUGUUCUAUUUAUGAUGUACGUAUGUACACUUUUAAUUUGAGAAAUACUUCAAAUAUUCACACAAUCUCCAAUUGCACUUCAGUUACAGAACAAACCGCAAAACUGACUUUCCCUAACUUAAAACAUGAUGUAUCGCA